Messenger RNA from Botrytis cinerea B05.10, 1810 nucleotides. RefSeq lists its product as hypothetical. NCBI's taxonomy places the organism in Eukaryota, Fungi, Ascomycota, Leotiomycetes, Helotiales, Sclerotiniaceae. The record is from RefSeq and is a predicted model, not a curated record. The transcript has a single exon. The coding region runs from base 849 to 1370 and encodes 173 amino acids.
GGGUGUGUAGUUAUUGAAUACUGCCUAGAAUAGCUAGCGAAGUGGCCAGAACAGCGGUUGAGCGCCGAUAUAUCCACACCAUCAUAAUUAAUUGCUAGAAAGCUCCAUCUCCCGAACUAUCACGCCAAUAACAUCUGGCUGCUACUUCAUCCUUUCACAAAGACAAAUUUUUGGUUUUUUCUCCUUCGAGUAUAUCGAAAUGUGUGUCUACCUAUCAACUAUGGUCCGUUGCUUCGAUAUAACGAAAGAACUGUGAUCGAUCUCAAUGAACCGUGAUGGUCGAUUAAAAGCUUUGAAGCAAAAUAUUGUUUGAGGCUAUUUAAAAAGAUGGAGACUUCUUGAAGCGAAGGGAAGAAUGAGGAAGGAGGAGAUGGAACUCACUAGUCGGCAGUCAAGAGAGUUUGAGGAGCAGAGUCGCUUUCCUUCCUUCCUUCUUUCUCCAUGAUCCGAGUGCCUUCUCCAUUUAAUGCUCAAUGUCUUAAUCUUUACGAUAUCCACUCCUUAAAACGCAUGCAAAAGUACAGUCUCUGAUUCGCAGACCUACACUAUUCAAUCUAAAACACGAACUUCUUAUCUGAGCCGUUAAACCAAACGAACUUAAAAUCGCAAUCGACAAGUAUAAUCAUGCCGAAACGUCGAUUCUCCAACGACAGUAGCGAUACUCUGGCCCUUGAAGGUGAAGCUCGCAGCAGCCGCCUUCGCAUUGUAGGCCCUCAAAGAACACGGGUUGUUGUCAAUCUUCAACCAAAUUCAUCAUACCCGUCACCUCAGCUACCACUAUCAAUAAUUUACAGAGCUUUAUUCUUAAUCGCGCCGAAAGAGUCGCAGUCAAGCUCCCUGAAGAUGGAAUGGUACUCCGUCUUGAAGGUGAAGAUGGUCCCAUCACGUUCUCAGAAGACACCAUUGAAGAUAUAUUUAGAGAUGCAAAACCCAAAUUGAUUUGGGUCACAGCAGCUCCCAGAAUUUCUAAUCGUGGCGCCGAUUUUGUCUACGUACGAUGGAUCACGCCAGGAAGAGCGCUUGAUCAUCUCUCAAUGUCCGAUAUUGAGACAGAUAGAGAGCCACUGAGUCGCUGUAUAAAAGUGAAUGAGAUCAUAGCUGCUGCAAAGAACAGCAUCUUCGGAGCUGCAGGAAAUGAGGUGACUCCAGUACCAGGCUUUAGUAUCGGUUUAUGGUUCAAUAGGGCGAGUAGCGAUACUUCAAUAUGGGCGUUGGGGACCGAUACACUUGAAAUGCUUGGUUUAACUGGUAGUCUUGAGAAUCCGUUGAAUAUUUUCCUAGUCUUGAUCAACAAAGACAAGCUAUCCGAUCCAUCAUGCAGUAAAAAGAAGCUAUCUUUCCUAUUUCAAAGACCCAUCUUAUCAAAAUGAUCAAUUUAACACGUUAUAGGCCAUCUAAAUCCGAAUUCUAGCUAUGGAUUCCGAUGCUCACUUCAGAGCAUGGCAACAUUUGAAACAUGCCUCAAGGUACUGAUAUCAGUAGCAACUAUCCGCCCAUAUUUGAUUCCCCAUCUGCUAGAGCGCAUAAUGCUGGUCACAAAUAUUGGCGAGGCCAGGAAUUGCCUUGAGAGUACCCUGAAGACGUCGGCAGUUCACGAAGAAAGAACAACCAUAUUAGCGAACUGUUUCCGUGAAAUUGCGCUUAGGAUGGUUUCUAGUGCAUUCGUCGGUCAUAAGAUUGAGUCGGUCCUUAAGGGCUCCAGGCAAAUCUUUGCUUGGAUGUUUAGCGAUAUACUUGAAGAAGAUAUGAGUUGUACCCCUUCAAUUAAGGAUUCCGAUGUUUCAGAUCAUUUCAAAUGGUAACGGGUCCA